AUGGUCCAAUUAACAAGGAGGCUAACGGGCCACCUGCACACAAAAUUCAAUAAAGAAUCGGAUAAUGUUGCUGGAUCGCGAAAUACCAAGCCCAAUCUGUCUAAAAAGGAGGCACUCGAGACGCCACGCAAAACCCGCGAAUAUUCAACAGACAUAGACGCAGACCCUAAAAGUAGCGACGAGGACGAUGUGAUAUCAAUUGGCUCUGAUACCUCGCCCCAGCGACCCAGGAAGGAGAAGAGGUCAUUUCAACGACUGGAUGAAAAACUCUCAAAUAACACCAACAAUGUACCUUUAACAGCAAAGAGGUCCUUUGCGGAGGAUGUUGACGACAAUGAGUACGUCUUCAAUUCAUCGCAACGCAACACCAAGCGAAAAAAACAGACAACUUUCGGAAGAACAAAGUCGUUCUCGUCCACUGCCCCCCUCUCCAGCGCACGUUCAGUUGAAGCGCAAGGGAAUGAUUCACCGAAACCCAAGGCCAGCGCUCCCACACAACCACUAGCCAAGAAGGGCAAAUCAAAGAAGGGCGAAAGCAAGAAGGGUGCAAGCAAGAAGGGCAAAGCUAUUUUGAAAGUACAUUCGUCUGACUCAGAGCCGGAGGUCGUCGCCAUCAAAGAUGCCACACCAGUCGAGACACCCGCCCCAAGCCCCAGCCCCGAGGUGAGGAGGAGCCCAUCGCCAAGAUUCAAACUGCCUCCCACAAUACCACUAGACGACAUUUUCUAUACCUCUUCAUUUGGCGCUUCCAAUCCCAACCAGCUCGACGCCGGUUUCUCAUCUGACUCCGCUCUAUCCCCCGCCACCUCCAUCAGCUGCCCAUCUCCUUCAAGAUCGCCAUCACCACCACGCAAAGCACUAUGUCCCAUGUGCAAGGCUGAGGUGGAUCCAGAGCUACUACGGCAGUUUAGGGAACAGCCAAAUCAGCGGCUCCGCGAUCAGGAACGAUUCUGCACUUCGCAUAGUCAAGAAUCCGCUACGAAGGAAUGGGAGGCACGGGGGUACCCCGAUAUCGAAUGGGAUACCUUUGAGCAACGCCUGGAUGGACAUUUCCCCGAUCUGGAAAGGUUUUUGAACCCGGAAGAGCCAUCGUAUUAUCGCAACAUCCUUGACAGCGCCCACAAGGCUGGAAAAAGCCUGCGUCUUACCCUCGACGGCGAUGGUAUCGAGACUAUCUCUUGUGGAUACUAUGGAUCAAAAGGCGCCCAGAAAAUGUUGUACGUGGUUAUGGACCGCUUCGCGGUGAGGUUACGCCGACUGGCCAAAAACGAUUCUCUUGUUGCCAAGGUGGGCAUAGCCGGAUAUGCACAAUCGGUCAUCGUCCCUGAGCUCGCCACGCGGCUCAUCAAGCAAGAUAUGGGCGUUGCGGCUAGCAUUGCGCGUGAAAUCAUGAGAGAUAGUAUCGAGAUUGGAGAAAAGCUCAACCCCCAGGCGAACGAUCACGUGCCCUUUGAUCCUGCCGAAGAAGAAGUGUACUAG
This is a messenger RNA of Penicillium verhagenii, 1479 nucleotides long. RefSeq names its product RTC4 family protein. The record is from RefSeq and is a predicted model, not a curated record. The coding region runs from base 1 to 1479 and encodes 492 amino acids. Lineage: Eukaryota; Fungi; Ascomycota; Eurotiomycetes; Eurotiales; Aspergillaceae. The transcript is spliced from 2 exons.